AUGAAUAUUGCGGGCAGAAUGGUUCAGUGGAUAAUAGAGCUAUAUGUAGAUGGAUCAUCCACUGCAUGGGAAAUAUAUGUAGAUGGAUCCUCCAACAAAAUUGGAAGAAGCGCAGGCAUAAUACUAGUCAACCAAGAGGGAACACAAAUAGAAUUCUCCCUCAAAUUCGAAUUUCCAGCUUCUAACAAUAAGGUAAAAUAUGAAGCCUUGAUUGCAGGGUUAAAAUUGGUAGAGGAAGUCGGCGCAACUAGAGUAGUUAUGUUCAGCGACUCCCAGGUAGUGACCGCCCAAAUAAAUGGAGAGUAUCAGGCUAAAGACCCCAAUAUGAAGAGGGACUUAGAUAAAACCUUGGAGUAUCUCAGGUGUUUUAUAGAAACCGAGGUCAAACACAUAACUCGGGAUCUCAAUAGCAAGGUGGACACCCUCUUCAAGCUAGCAAGUACUAAGCCAGGGGGAACAAUAAAAGUCUGA
Arachis duranensis is the source of this 471-nucleotide messenger RNA. RefSeq lists its product as uncharacterized. The coding region runs from base 1 to 471 and encodes 156 amino acids. Gene Ontology annotation, molecular function: nucleic acid binding; RNA-DNA hybrid ribonuclease activity. The transcript has a single exon. The record is from RefSeq and is a predicted model, not a curated record. Lineage: Eukaryota; Viridiplantae; Streptophyta; Magnoliopsida; Fabales; Fabaceae.